AUGUCUACUGUAGAUCGUCUUGUCGAAGACCUGGAAAAUAUUUCCGCUGGCACAUUCCCCAACGAACAUGAACGGGCUCGCCUUAGGGAUGCGCUUUCCAAGGCUCUAGCCAAAAUCCAGACGCCGUGGGAGACCAUCUGGAACCACAACUGGGAGAAUCCAGUUACCCAGUCUUGUGUGAGAAGCCUGAAUUAUGCGGGUGUCUUCACGCACUGGGCAAAAGACAACUCGCCAAAGUCGUGUGCUGAGCUGGCUGCCCUUACUGGAGCCGAUGAAGUCCUACUUCGUCGCAUGAUGCAUCAGAUUGCGGGGCAUCAUCUUGUGAUUGAGGUCAGCAAAGACGUUUACGUUCCAACACCAUGGGCCCGCGAGUUAGGGGCCAAUGAAGAACUGUCAAACAUCUACGGCACAUUCUUCAGAGAAAUCAACGGACCCAUGUUUUUGUCUUUGCCUCUACAUUUGAAGACUACGGGUUUCAGAAACCCCACCGACGGCGAUGACUGCAACUGGCAAUUCCUCAAGGGUCCUGGCACCAGCUUCUUCGGAGACAUUGAUACCGACGCAGAGCUCAGGAAAGCGUUUGGCGACACGAUGAAGAGCCACUCCCACAACAACCUGACACCAUGGACCGAGAUAUACCCCACCAAAACAAUACUUGAGUCAGCCAAGGACGACGGUCCCCUUGUCGUUGACAUUGGCGGAAGCAGAGGCCAUGAUCUGAUCAAGUUUCUCCAAUACCAUCCUGAUGCUUCAGGGAGAUUGGUGCUUCAGGACCUGCCCAAUAUCUUGAACAAUUUGACUCUGGAAGGGAUCAUCUUGCAACCGUGCGACUUCUUCGAAUCCCAGCCUACAAAAGGGGCCUGUGUGUACUUUAUGCACAACGUCUUGCAUGAUUGGGAUGGAGAGCAGGCAAUUACUCUUCUUACGAACAUUGCCAAUGCAAUGGAGAAGGGAUAUUCCAAGUUGUUAAUCCAUGAGAGCAUGCUGAGCGACGAGAAGCCGGCAGCUCGAGUGGCAACUUCAGAUAUCACCAUGAUGGCUUGUUUGGCGAGUCAAGAGAGAACAGAGGCCGAUUUCUCAGACCUUCUUCAGAGUGUGGGCCUUCGUGUGUCGAAAAUUUGGCGGGGAGACCUGGUUGCAGAGAGUAUCAUUGAGGCUGUUCUGGAAGAUGACUAG
This is a messenger RNA of Clonostachys rhizophaga, 1176 nucleotides long. The record is from the annotation of a GenBank genome assembly. Lineage: Eukaryota; Fungi; Ascomycota; Sordariomycetes; Hypocreales; Bionectriaceae.